Molecule: messenger RNA, 763 nt
Organism: Zeugodacus cucurbitae (melon fly)
Lineage: Eukaryota; Metazoa; Arthropoda; Insecta; Diptera; Tephritidae
Product: keratin, type II cytoskeletal 3
Exons: 1
Coding region: 72-575 (167 amino acids)
Source: RefSeq, a predicted model, not a curated record
GUUGGCCAAAACUGUGUUAGUUUGAUUUUGUGAACGGGACUUAGUAGAUAGUAACGGAAUUUCCCCACGCAAUGAAACUGUUUGUAAUACUUUCCGCAAUUGUGGCAGUUGGUUGUGCUAUGCCACAAUUUGGUGGCGCCAAUGCCAACUCUAACGCUAAUGCGCAAGCAGGGGCUCAAGGUGGUGCUGGAGGACCCUUUGGUUAUCAACCUGGUUUUGGUGGUGGCUUUGGCCGAAAUCCUGGUUAUGGUGGCGGUUUUGGCGGAAAUCGUGGUUAUGGUGGUGGCUUUGGCCGCAAUCCCGGCUAUGGUGGUGGUUUUGGUGGAGUUCCUGGAUUCGGAGGGGGUUUCGGUUACAACCCUGGUUACGGUGGUUCACCCGGCUUUGGUUCACAAGGCUUUGGUUCACCCGGUUUUGGCAAUGCCAACGCCAACGCCGAUGCCAGUGCGAACGGUGGUUUCGGAGGAAGUUCGGCCAGUGCAAAUGCUGGUGCAUCUGCUAGCUCUGGUGGCUUCGGUGGCUUCGGUGAUUCCAGUUCCAAUGCAAAUGCCAAUGCAGGAGCUGGAGAUUUUUAAAAAUAAAAACAAUUGUAUUAUAAAUUGUGGAUAAAUUUCUAUACAUAUGCUCACAUUGUCAUCCAGCACAUUAAAUUGUGCUCAUAUAUUUCAGACUGCUCAAUUGCGCUUCACUAGGAUAUAAUUAAUUUAUAAUUAUUGCCAAUAUUUGGAAAAUUGAAAAAAUAAAAAAGUCCGCUAUAAGUUAA